AUGGACAAAGAGGAACUUUUGAUUCGUGUGAGUUCGAGUGAUGAAGGCAACACCGAAAAACAUGGUUUUGGUGAUAUUAAUAAGGGAUUUGUGAGUUUCCGCUUUUUUUCGAUGAAAUUUCCUGAUAAUCAUGAUUUUUAGGCUGCAGAGCUGGAUUGGUGGAAAACGGGCGGACAACAGAUGAAUUUGUCGCCAAAACCAACAAUUUUGGCAAAGAAACCGGAAGAAGAUGAUGAUUUUCCAGAAGAGGCUCGCUGGUGGCCAAAAAAUGACAAUUCCGAGUGGAAUUUAGGUGAAAUCCAAGUCAGAAAAGAUACUACAGAGUCAAAAAGACUCGAAUAUGCUGCUGAAAAUUAUGAAGAUGAUACAAGUUCUGAAGAAGAAGAAGAAGAUGAUGACGAAAAUGAUGAAGAGCCCGAGAAAUAUGUGCAAUUAUCAUUUUCGCGACGUCAAGUGUUUCGCGACGAUCCGACCAACCGAUUUUUGGGAUUGAAUUUGGGAAAAACCGUCAAAAUGAAGACGUAUAUUAUGGAGAAGAAUGUGAAACCACGAUUUUUUAUCGAUUGUAAUCCGCGUGAGUCGGAAAUUGUGCCCAAUUUUUGAGAAAUACUGAUUUUCAGAGCAAUAUGAGACUGCAUCAGGAAUAUUAUUCAACAAUGAUCAAGAAAAAGAUGAAAAUAACAAUUGUUGUGAUCGUGGAAGUUGGUUUUUCACAAAAUUUGAUAUUUUUGCCAUAAUCUAUGUUUUCUAGUAGCUUUCAUCGUUCAAAAUUGUCAAUCUCAACUCUGAAAUGAGUUAUGACGUGGCAAAGUCGGAAAAUUGUUAUUUUGCGAGGUUGGACAUUGACUAAAUGAAAUUUUCAGGUUUUUUAGGCAAGUGAGUUGAAAUAUUGAAUUCUAAUGUUAUUCAUAUGAUAGAAUGGUCUAAGACGAACAGAAUGAUAUAAAUUUUGAUGACUUUACGUUAUCCAUAAGUGAUUUAGCGACGUUUAGUCGAUAUUUAGUCGAUAAAUCGCUAAAUCACUUAUGGAUAACGUAAAGUCAUCAAAAUUUAUAUCAUUCUGUUCGUCUUAGACCAUUCUAUCAUAUGAAUAACAUUAGAAUUCAAUAUUUCAACUAACUUGCUUAAGAAACAUGAAAAUGUCAUUUAGUCGAUGUCCAACAGUUAUUCCUCGUAAAAUCACAAUUUUCCGACUUUUCCACGUCAUAGCUCAUUACAGAGUUGAGAUUUGCAAUUUCGGACGACAAGAUAGGUCGAAAAUCAUUUUUUCUGCCAAAAUCUCCGAAAAUAUUUUUUUUCGCAGAAGACAAAUGGAUUUUCUACAAAGAAACGAGUCGUUGUGUAAAUCCUCUUCCACCGCGAAAAUACAAAACAUAUUCCUACGAAAUCAACAUCGAGCACAUUUUUCACGUUCCAACAAAAGCUGUACGACAAAUCGAGUUUGUUUUUGGAACUAUUAAAGGUGUGACUGAAAAAAAUCGAUAAUUAUUAAUUAAUUAAUUUUUGUUAAUUUUCAGAUACGAAUAUGAUGAUGAAACCUGAAAAUGAGACGAUUAAUUUGAGAGAUUGA
Caenorhabditis angaria is the source of this 1570-nucleotide messenger RNA. The record is from the annotation of a GenBank genome assembly. NCBI's taxonomy places the organism in Eukaryota, Metazoa, Nematoda, Chromadorea, Rhabditida, Rhabditidae.